Molecule: messenger RNA, 180 nt
Organism: Cyclospora cayetanensis
Lineage: Eukaryota; Apicomplexa; Conoidasida; Eucoccidiorida; Eimeriidae
Product: glucose dehydrogenase [FAD, quinone]-like
Exons: 3
Coding region: 1-180 (59 amino acids)
Molecular function (GO): oxidoreductase activity, acting on CH-OH group of donors; flavin adenine dinucleotide binding
Source: RefSeq, a predicted model, not a curated record
AUGUGCGAGGUUUUUGAGGUCCCUGUUAAAGGGGAAUUGAUUCUUACUGCUGGCACCAUCCAUACUCCCCAAAUUCUUCUGCAAUCAGGAGUCGGCGACCCCGCUGAGCUAAAGAAACUCCGGUUGGAGCCGGUACUCAAUAUUCCAGGGGUCGGUAAAAAUCUGCAGGUGCGGCACUGA